Populus nigra (black poplar) is the source of this 662-nucleotide messenger RNA. RefSeq lists its product as uncharacterized. The transcript has 4 exons. Gene Ontology annotation, biological process: mRNA splicing, via spliceosome. The record is from RefSeq and is a predicted model, not a curated record. Gene Ontology annotation, cellular component: precatalytic spliceosome; U2 snRNP. NCBI's taxonomy places the organism in Eukaryota, Viridiplantae, Streptophyta, Magnoliopsida, Malpighiales, Salicaceae. Bases 182 to 445 code for a protein of 87 amino acids.
CGUCGUCAGAAUAUUCGUAGAAAAGAAAUUAUAGCAGAUGGUAAAACUGUAACCAAAGAGAAAGCAGGGAGCCAACUACUAGCCAACUAAAGGGCUUGUUUCUACCAGUUCUCUCCUCCGUCGCACUAAAUAGCAUCUAGUCUGCUCCCUUUUAGCGGAUAUUGUGGUUGCUUAAUCCAAGAUGCAGGCCAGCGAUAGAUUUAACAUCAAUUCACAGCUGGAGCAUCUCCAGGCCAAAUAUGUUGGGACUGGCCACGCCGAUUUAAACAGAUUCGAAUGGGCAGUGAAUAUUCAACGUGACAGCUAUGCAUCAUAUAUGGGUCACUACCCUAUGCUUGCUUACUUUGCUUUAGCUGAGAAUGAGUCUAUUGGAAGGGAACGCUACAAUUUUAUGCAGAAAAUGCUUCUGCCUUGUGGUCUACCCCCAGAAAGAGAAGAUGAUUGAGACUUGUUCAGCUCAACCAGUGUCAGCGGUGGCUAGCUGAUUGAUAUGCUCAUGCUUGUGUGUUACUGAAGGAAUAGUGGCCUUUUUGUGACAGUGAUUAUCAACUGUGAUCGUAGACUUGUAAAAAUAUUAUCUUUUGUUUUCAAGGAUGGUUUGAGAUUGGAGUGAGUGGUUGAAUUUGUGAUUUCUUUUAAUAUGAUAAGCUUCCCUUUUUCAA